This is a messenger RNA of Lasiodiplodia theobromae, 1605 nucleotides long. RefSeq names its product Dynein family protein. Gene Ontology annotation, biological process: microtubule cytoskeleton organization; microtubule-based movement. Gene Ontology annotation, cellular component: centrosome; cytoplasmic dynein complex. Lineage: Eukaryota; Fungi; Ascomycota; Dothideomycetes; Botryosphaeriales; Botryosphaeriaceae. The transcript is spliced from 4 exons. Gene Ontology annotation, molecular function: dynein heavy chain binding. The record is from RefSeq and is a predicted model, not a curated record. The coding region runs from base 1 to 1605 and encodes 534 amino acids.
AUGUCCGCAUCACACCGCAUAUCGUCCUACAGCAACCGCAGCAGCUCGCCUGGCCGUCCUCGCAGCCAAGAUGAGAACAAAAACAUCUGGUCAUCCAUGCUGGAUGGCGUUUCCAGCGGCAAACGAUUACCCGAAAAGAGCUUGCUGGUCCUUGGAGGCACACCCGACACCCAGAAAGAGUUUCUGGAAUCACUUACGAUGGACGAGAACGGCCGGAGGAGGCCGCCGGACCGCGGCCGCAGACCGCCCAUCGCGAACCAGUUCGCGCUCGGCUAUACGUACCAAGAUGUCCUGGACGCUGAUCAAGACGACAUCCUCGCUCGCCUGUCCCUUUACCUGCUCACUGAUCCUUCGCCUUCGUUCACCCCGCUCCUCAAGCCGCUGCUCACCCCCCGCACUCUGCCGAACAUGCUGAUAGUCAUCUUGCUGGAUUGGUCACAACCGUGGCUGUGGGUUCGACAACUGCGCGAGUGGAUUCGCGUCCUGCGCUCCCUUGUGACUUCGCUGGAGGACGACUGCAAAUAUGUGUUGGAGGAGAACAUUGUCUCGUGGCAAGAGCGGGGGCGCAAGAACAACCUCGAUGGUACUCCGGGCACCGGGGCUGAUGGAGAUGUGUCGAUACCCGUCGGACCCGGCGAGUGGGACGAGCCGCUCGGUAUACCACUUUGCGUCGUGUGCCAGAAUGCCGACAAGAUCGAAGCACUGGAGAGGGAGCGCGGGUGGAAGGAGGAGGAGUUCGACUUUGUGCUGCAGUACAUGCGUACUAUCCUGCUGAAGCACGGCGCAUCUCUCAUCUACACGAUGCCCGCGGCGCCCGGAUCACUACAGACACUCGUGCACUCGAGUCUCGGCAUAAAGUCAAUGCUCCAGAAGAACUCGCUUAAGCACAACGUCAUCGACCGCGACCGCGUUCUCGUUCCGCCGAACUGGGAUUCCUGGGGAAAGAUCCGUGUUCUGCGCGACGGCUUUGAUGCAGAAGGCGUCAGCCAGGCCUGGUCCGUCGACAUCCAAGCACCCCAACCACGACGACCAUCUCUCAACGGUGAGGCGAACGGUGAGGAAGUAAUCCAGAACGGCGCACCCCAUGAGCCGGAAGAAGAGUCUCCCGCUGUUUCCAUUUACGAAGAGACCAUUCGCGACCCAACCCGGGACUCUCUCCUUGCUCAAGGCCUGCCAGUCAACACUCUCAACGGCGCAAGUGGAAUUGAGAUCGAUAGCCAAGACAACCAAAUGUUCUUGGGUAGUCAGCUCGAGGUUCUUGACAAGUUGCGAGCCGAGGAUGAAAAGAUCAAGAACGCAGCCAACAAGGAGAAGAAGGCCGGCGCUUUCAUUACUCAUGGCACUGGAGAUUCAACGGUUGCCGGUACGAACAACGCAGGAAGUGGUGUUGUGGAAGAGCACAUUGGACCGGUGCAGUUUAACAUGGGCGGUAUUCAGGUUGAUGCCGAUGACAUGUUGAAGCGUUUGAAGGACCGCGAGGCAAGCCGUGAAGAAAACGGCGAUAGUGGUGUUACCAGCCCUGUUGAUGACGGCAAGACCGAGAAUGAACGUCUGGCCAACUUCUUUGCCGGCUUGAUGAAGAAGACGAGCAGUCCACGCUCUUGA